This is a messenger RNA of Protopolystoma xenopodis, 261 nucleotides long. The record is from the annotation of a GenBank genome assembly. Lineage: Eukaryota; Metazoa; Platyhelminthes; Monogenea; Polystomatidea; Polystomatidae.
AUGCACCAUCGAUUUCUGAGAGGGAAUUUGGUCUUCUUUCUCGGUCUAAAAGGCCAAGUGAACAAUUACUUCGCAAUGGUCAUCUUCGUCAAUCUUUGCAGUCUCAUUCUCGACACAAAUAUACACACACGCUCCUCGGGGCUCGAUGAAUCCAGUGGGUGUACAGCCUGUCCCAGUCUCUUGCGGUGCUGCAGUCGCGACGUGUUGUCCACAGGCCACGCUUAUGACAACAUCGACGCAAACUGUUGCGAGAGUGGAUAG